Messenger RNA from Ceratotherium simum simum (southern white rhinoceros), 2199 nucleotides. It is a transcript of the gene ODAD4, whose product is annotated as outer dynein arm docking complex subunit 4. Gene Ontology annotation, cellular component: cytoplasm. The record is from RefSeq and is a predicted model, not a curated record. Gene Ontology annotation, molecular function: protein binding. NCBI's taxonomy places the organism in Eukaryota, Metazoa, Chordata, Mammalia, Perissodactyla, Rhinocerotidae.
GUAAUUCUGUGUCUCCCGGUUGCUAAGAGACGGGGCUUCCACAAGCCGGACCGAAGUUCUUCUUUUCCUCCGUUUUUCCGUUUCAGCGUCUCCGAAUCCAUGUCGGACCCGGAAACUGAUGUUUUGCGAAGCACCUUUCCCUCUUACAUGGCGGAGGGCGAGCGGCUCUACCUCUGCGGGGAGUUCUCUAAAGCCGCCCAUAGCUUCAGCAACGCUCUUCACCUUCAGAAUGGAGAUAAGAAUUGCCUGGUUGCCCGUUCCAAGUGCUUCCUGAAGAUGGGAGAGUUGGAGAAAUCCCUGAAAGAUGCUGAGGCUUCACUCCAGGGUGACCCGACUUUCUGCAAGGGGAUUUUACAAAAGGCCGAGACCCUGUACACCAUGGGAGACUUUGAGUUUGCCUUGGUGUUCUACCAUCGAGGCUAUAAGCUGCGGCCUGAUCGGGAAUUCAAAGUUGGAAUUCAGAAAGCCCAGGAAGCCAUCAACAACUCAGUGGGAAGUCCUUCUUCGAUUAAGCUAGAGAACAAAGGGGACCUCUCCUUCCUAACCAAGCAGGCUGAGAGUAUGAAAGCCCAGCAGAAGCCUCAUCCUUCGAGACACCUCCUCCACCACCCCAAGAGAGAGUCCAAGAGGAAGGGCUCAUUCAAGAGUGAGAAGAUUGUCCGCCAGCUCCUGGGCGAGCUCUACGUGGACAAGGAGUAUCUGGAGAAGCUCCUACUGGAUGAAGACCUGAUCAAAGGCACCAUCAAGCAUGGCCUGACUGUGGAGGACCUCAUCAUGACGGGCAUCAACUACCUGGACACCCGUAGUAACUUCUGGAGGCAGCAGAAGCCCAUCUAUGCCAGGGAGCGGGACCGGAAGCUGAUGCAGGAGAAAUGGCUGCGGGACCGCAAACGCCGUCCCUCUGAGACAGCCCACUACAUCCUCAAGAGCCUUGAGGACAUCGACAUGUUGCUGACCAGCGGCAGUGCUGAAGGGAGCCUUCAGAAGGCUGAGAAAGUGCUGAAGAAGGUGCUGGAGUGGAACAAAGAGGAGGUGCCCAACAAGGAUGAACUGGUUGGAAACUUGUACAGCUGCAUAGGGAAUGCCCAGAUUGAGCUGGGCCAGAUGGUGGCCGCCCUGCAGAGCCACAGAAAGGACCUGGAGAUCGCCAAGGAAUAUGACCUUCCUGAUGCCAAGUCGAGAGCCCUUGACAACAUUGGUAGGGUUUUUGCCAGAGUUGGGAAAUUCCAGCAAGCCAUUGACACGUGGGAGGAGAAGAUCCCUCUGGCAAAAACCACCCUGGAGAAGACCUGGCUGUUCCAUGAGAUCGGCCGCUGCUACUUGGAGCUGGACCAGCCCUGGCAGGCCCAGAAUUAUGGCGAGAAGUCCCAGCAGUGUGCCGAGGAAGAAGGGGACAUAGAGUGGCAGCUGAAUGCCAGUGUUCUGGUGGCGCAGGCACAAGUGAAGCUGAGAGACUUCGAGGCGGCUGUGAACAACUUUGAGAAGGCCCUGGAGAGAGCGAAGAUUGUCCAUAACAACGAGGCGCAGCAGGCCAUCAUCAGCGCCUUGGAUGAUGCCAACAAGGGCAUCGUCGAAGAGCUUAAGAAAACCAACUACAGGGAGAUGCUCAAAGAUAAGAAAGAGAAAGAAGAGGCCGCUGAACUGGAUAACACAACAGUGAUGGCAAGGGAAAAGGAAACGAGAAGAGGGAGAGAUGAACCCGAGAAGGUGAUGAAACAGUGGGAAAGAGAGCACACUGACAGUGACAAAGAGACAGAAGAUGAGUUGUCUAAGGAAGCCCUGAGGAUCACAGCGAGUGGACAAGAAGAAAACGGGUGGAGAGGAGGAGAAAAAGCCAGCUCCUUACGGCAGAUGGAACUGGGAGCGAUGGGGAGAGAUUCAGAAGACGUUGCCAAGAGACUGUCCAGAGAACUAGGGCUAAGAAGAUCGGGAGAAGCAGGCAGGAAACUAUCAGAAUUGAGUAGAAGGGAAUCAAGAGAAAUUUACAGGAGGCCUUCAGAACUGGACCAAACACUCUCCGAAGAAUUAAGCAGAGGGGAAUCGGAGGGACUAGAGAAGAGACUUUCAGAAGCCGGCGAAAGAGAGUUGGAAGAACUGGGGAAAACAGAAUUGGGAACAGUCAGAGAAAUGAAAAAAUCAGGAAAUGGUGAAAAAAUGGAAAAAGAUGAUGAGGAAGAUGAAUGAAGCCAUUAUUAGUAG